Acomys russatus (golden spiny mouse) is the source of this 428-nucleotide messenger RNA. Its product is annotated as KH homology domain-containing protein 1-like. NCBI's taxonomy places the organism in Eukaryota, Metazoa, Chordata, Mammalia, Rodentia, Muridae. The transcript has 3 exons. The record is from RefSeq and is a predicted model, not a curated record. Gene Ontology annotation, cellular component: cytoplasm. Bases 1 to 414 code for a protein of 137 amino acids. Gene Ontology annotation, molecular function: RNA binding.
AUGGAAAUGGGUGUGGUCAGCGAGAAUGCCUGGUGGAUGAUCCCUGAAAACUUUGAUGCCCCAUUGGUGUUAUUCAUAGACCAAAGCCAGGAGGAGCUCAUAUUUGGCCAUGGAGACUUAUACCUCCGACGCAUCGAGGAACACAGCAGCACUUUCAUUCAACUGGAGGCUUGGUUCACAGCCUCAGGCCAGACCCGAGUCUCUGUGGUUGGACCAUUGAGAGCAAGGCAGUGGCUGAUGGAUAUGAUUUGGAGUUUGGGUAGCCAGGAGAAUUAUCACCAGGCUCGAGGCCAACAGAUGUUACUGCGUGUCCAGAAUCAACCCCUGACCACAGUUGACUUGGAUGCCGCUCUCAGGGUGCAGACACAUAGCUGGGGCCUGUCUCCAGUAAUCAGGUCGAAAGGGCCCAUCUAAGACUGAUUUCUCCU